AUGGCGAAAUGGCUCAACCGGCUGUACUAUUUUGCAUUCCUGACUUGCGUUUCGGAUUUAAUUUUGUGUCAAAUACAAUACGUGAUCCCCGAAGAAAUGGAGCGCGGUGAUUUUGUAGGGAAUAUUGCGGAGGAUUUAGGCCUAACCAUUGGAGAGAUGUCAGUUCGCAAAUUUCGGCUCGUCUCUGAUGACGGAAUGCCGCUAUUUAAGGUGAACAUGGGGAAUGGCAUUUUAGUUGUAAACGAGAGAAUCGACAGGGAAAUUCUCUGUGGACGAAUUGUGAGUUGUUCUGUUUCUCAGGAUGUAGCGGUAGAAAAUCCUUUGGAAAUGCACCGUGUCAAUGUCGACAUAUUGGAUGUAAAUGAUAACUCGCCUAAGUUUCCGAAAAUGAGAUACGUUUUACAAGUAUCUGAGGUAACUGCAGUAGGAUCACUUUUCCUACUGGAGAGUGCGCAAGAUGCAGAUGUGGGUACUAACGCUGUGAGUAGUUACGAAAUCAGCACAAACAAGCACUUUAGCUUGAAGACUCGGACGAGAGGCGAUGGGAGUAAAAUGGCAGAGCUGAUGUUAGAAAAUCCCUUAGACCGCGAGCAACUCUCGAGUUUUCAUCUGACACUGACGGCCUUUGACGGUGGAACUCCUCGUAGAUCCGGUACUGCAGAAAUAAUCAUCACUAUAUUGGAUGUAAAUGAUUGUGCCCCAGUAUUUGAUCAUCAGACAUACAAAACUAAAACAUUGGAGAAUUUACCUAAAGGUUCAUUAAUUACAACAAUAAAUGCUGUUGAUUUAGACCAGGGAACAAAUGGCGAGGUGAAGUACUAUUUAAGCAGCCACGUUUCUCACAGUGUGAGGGAAUUGUUCAGUUUGGACCCGGCAACUGGGCAGAUCAGAGUUCAAGGCUCACUAGAUUAUGAAGAAGAAGAGGCUUACCAACUUGAUGUGGAAGCUGUGGAUGAUGGUACACCCGCAUUAGUUGGGCGUGCUGAAAUUCUUGUCGAAAUAGUUGAUGUUAAUGAUAACGCCCCGGAGUUAAAAAUAAACCCGUUAUCCAUUGAAGUAAGCGAAGAUGCUGCAAGAGGGACUGUGAUCGCUAUAAUAAGUGCAACCGAUCCUGAUUCUGGCGGAAAUGGACAAGUGCGGUGUCAGUUGCCACCAAAUAUCCCAUUUAAACUUCAAAAAUCUUUGAACGGGCAGUACAAUUUAAUAGUGAGUGACACACUGAAUCGCGAAUCCUCUCCGUACUACAACAUUUCCAUUUCUGCCUGGGAUGCAGGAUCACCAUCUCUUUCCACAAAUAAAACUAUGCACAUUUCAGUUUCUGAUGUCAAUGAUAAUGCACCACAAUUUACGCAGGCUGUAUAUAAUGUGUUCCUGAUGGAAAACAAUGCUCCUGGUGCGUCAAUAUUUGAUGUUACCGCUUUCGACCCUGACAUGGGCAAGAAUAGCGCUGUAUCGUAUUUCCUAUUGGACAGUUUCACACAUGAAAGUUCCGCGUCUGGCCGCUUCAGUGUUAACUCGGAAAAUGGGCACCUUUACGCGCUACGCUCUUUUGACUAUGAAACACAGAAGAAGUUUCAGAUCAAAGUUCAGGCUCAGGAUGGCGGUACUCCCUCACUGACCAGCACUGCUCUCGUAAAUAUUAUUAUCCUGGACCAAAAUGACAACGCCCCAGUCAUUGUCUCACCUUCAAACCACAGCAGUUCGAUUUUGAUUGUACCAAAAUCUGCACAUCCCGGGUAUUUGGCUACCAAAGUAAUUGCGACAGACGCAGAUUCUGGACAGAAUGCACGACUUUCUUACCAGCUCAUAGAGGCUACUGAUCACAGCAUUUUUAAUGUGGGAUUUACCUCUGGCGAAAUUCGAACGACUCGAAAUUUUAGGGAGCAAGAUGCUCUUAGACAGGCGCUUGUAAUUUUGGUCAGGGACAAUGGGCAGCCGAGUCUCUCCAGUUCAGUUUCAAUUCUCUUUACAAUCCAAAGUAAUGUUACUGAAAAUACCUUUGAACACAAAAGCAAACCUCGAAAUCCAGAAUUAUUUUCAGAUAUAAAUUUUCUGUUGAUCAUAAUUUUAGGAUCAACUUCCUGUAUAUUUUUAUUCAUAAUAAUUCUUCUGGUCGUUGUGAAGUGCAAACAAGAUAGGAAUAAUUACUGUUACGCGUUCAGAUUCUGUUGCUACAGACAGAGAAAUUCAACGGGUGCCUCUUAUUGUCGAGAUGUCACAAAGGCAAAUUUAAAUUAUCUAGAUUCUGCUCAAACUCUGCCAAUUCGAGAAUCAUAUAAUUACACUGUCUGUCUGUCACCCGAAUCCUCUAAGAGUGAUUUUUUGUUUUUAAAACCCUGUAACCCGACACUGCCUCUGGAUGAUAUUAAUGCUCUAGGCACAUAGGUAUGAUUAAUUGUGUUAAUCUGCACUGUAAUUAAUUUGCAGUUUGUACAGCUA
Messenger RNA from Hemiscyllium ocellatum (epaulette shark), 2439 nucleotides. Its product is annotated as protocadherin-10-like. Gene Ontology annotation, molecular function: calcium ion binding. The coding region runs from base 1 to 2385 and encodes 794 amino acids. Gene Ontology annotation, cellular component: plasma membrane. The record is from RefSeq and is a predicted model, not a curated record. The transcript has a single exon. Gene Ontology annotation, biological process: homophilic cell-cell adhesion. Lineage: Eukaryota; Metazoa; Chordata; Chondrichthyes; Orectolobiformes; Hemiscylliidae.